This is a messenger RNA of Morone saxatilis (striped sea-bass), 1122 nucleotides long. Its product is annotated as protein FAM181A-like. Lineage: Eukaryota; Metazoa; Chordata; Actinopteri; Moronidae. The transcript has a single exon. The coding region runs from base 19 to 798 and encodes 259 amino acids. The record is from RefSeq and is a predicted model, not a curated record.
ACCUGAAUCUUUGCAACAAUGGCAAACUCAGACAGUGAGGUCAAGACGUUGCUGAAUUUUGUGAAUUUGGCAUCCAGCGACAUUAAAGCGGCUUUGGACAAGUCCGCUCCGUGCAGACGCUCUGUGGAUCACAGGAAAUAUCUGCAGAAACAACUUAAGCGUUUCUCUCAGAAGUACUCCAGGGUCCCGAGAUGCCACGCGCACAGGUCUGCCGAGUACGGAUGUGCCAAACCGGUGGGGACUGUCCACCCGAGUGUGAAGGUCGCAGAGAAGGUCAGACCGGAUGCGCAAGGUGUGGGGAAUGCGGGGAGCGCUGUGGAGCAGGUGCCUAUGAGGAAACGCCAACUACCAGCCUCAUUUUGGGAGGAACCCAAGUUGACGCAAACUAAGAAGGAGCACUCACUUCUAGGGUUAAAAAAGAACCCUGCAGGCACACCUGAGGGCAGCGAAAACGAAAACAGGAAAAGGAGUUAUGAUGAUGAUGCAAAGGCCACCCUGUCUGCGUCCAGUCGACGCAACUCUGCGGACAAAGACUCGCUGAAAUUGGACCUGACCUCUCACCAUUGUGUGAGUGUGUGCGGGUGCUGCCCCUACCAGUACCACGGACACCAGGUCCUCCACAGUCACAUUGUUGUCCCCCAUCCGCCCCUGGGACUGUGGAGCAAAGCAGCAGGGACUGAGAUAGAGAGACCCGAGCAUCCUUAUGGACAGAAAAUUCACACGCACGUUGUGGUCAAACCCAUACCGACCAAACCCACCGUGCAGUCACCUAUCUUCAGUGUGUUUGGAUUCAUUUAAAUGCUCUACUAAUGGACCCGUCACACAAAACAUGUGUAUAUAGGACUAAUUAUUUGCAUUUUUCAUGUGUCCUCACAGCCAACUCUUCCUCUUUCAACAUUUGUACGAGACCCUUCCUCAAGCACUUAUUGGAAUGCUUCGUCUAUUUUUAUCUUUUAAAUCUAAAGGACUGAGUUGCACUUGCAGAAUAACUUCAUCAUGUUCACUUUCAUGCCAGUCUGAUGCCUCCAAGUAUCUGAAAACUGACAGUAAGUUAAAAGCUUUCUGCUUUUAGGUCUCUACAGAGAAUGACUGUUGUUUUUUUAAGUACCAAAAGUCAUGCAA